This is a messenger RNA of Erigeron canadensis, 2246 nucleotides long. RefSeq names its product myosin-binding protein 3-like. The record is from RefSeq and is a predicted model, not a curated record. Lineage: Eukaryota; Viridiplantae; Streptophyta; Magnoliopsida; Asterales; Asteraceae. The coding region runs from base 415 to 2082 and encodes 555 amino acids. The transcript has 3 exons.
UUGAUGAUCGAAUGUUAAAGAGAGAGAGAGAAAGUGCUGGGCCUGUUGGCGAAACGGGAAAGCCGUUACUUACAUGGAUAUGAAUCGCACGUGCCCUGUUGAUAACUUUACUGCGUGUUUCACUCACAAACAAAAUCAUCAUUCUCAUUAUCAUAUCACUUUUUUUUCAAAGGGAUAAGUAUCCUGAAUUCCCAAUCUCUUGAAUUCCCAUUAUCAUUCUCAUUAUCAUUAGCAAACAAAACACACCUAUACGUACACCGUAUCUAUAUCUAUAUAUCUUCAAAUCCAACCCAAUCUCUUGAAUUCCCAUGUGGGUAUUUCUAAAAUUUACAUUCCAUAAUUAAAUUCACUCACUUUGUCAACAAAUCAAUCAAAACACAUAAAAUCCUGAUCAUUUAUAAAACCCUAAAAAAUAUGAACAGGCAAUCUACAAGGUUUUGGACAUUGAAUGCUUUAAUUGGUGCAUUUCUUGAUUUAUAUGUAGCUUUUUUGUUACUGUUUGGAUCAAUUAUGGCAUUUAUUUGUAUUAAAUUUCUUAGCUUCUUUGGUAUAAGCAUACUUGGUAAUAAUCUUGAUCAAAAUGUUAAUUCUGAAUUUAAGUCUUUACUUGUUGAUUAUCCUACUGAUAAAGUAUCCGCUGUUCAGUUUUCUGCUGCUAGAAAGUUCCCUUUUGAUACCCUUUUCUAUAGAGUUCAAAAUGAUAAUCCAAAUAAUGAUAAUAUUGGUUUGAAUUUGGAAAGAAAUGAUGGGGUUAGGGAGUUGGAAGGUGAAGCAUCGUGUAGUUCGAAAUCGGAUGCUCGAAAAGUUGUUGGAAUUGAGAGUGAUGAGGUUGGAGGAAAGGUGGAUAAGGAGAAAAGGAUUGAUGUGAAAGGGAAAGGAGGGUUGAAUUAUAGGUUGAGAGGCGGGUUUCGGCGUAGGAGGAAGGGUAGUUUUGAUAGUGGGAGAAGGUCUUCUGUAUCGUCUUCUACGAAUUGGGUGACUUGUGUUGAUCAACAAAGUAAUAAUGAGAUUGGGACUACUGGAGGACUUGAAGGGAGUUGUGAUUUUGAGGGAGAGACUUCUAUGGUGGUGAAAUCAGAUUUCCUCAAAAGGAUUCCUGCAAAUGAAGCUGAUAAGGACAACUUGAUUGUGUUAUUGACACGAGAACUGGAAAAAUCACAAGCUGCUCAAGUUGCACUUUAUAUUGAACUUGAUAAGGAAAGAAGUGCUUCUGCUACUGCUGCUGAUGAGGCUAUGUCAAUGAUUCUUCGAUUACAAGAAGAAAAGGCGUCUAUUGAAAUGGAGUCACGUCAAUAUCAGAGAAUGAUUGAAGAGAAGUCAGCUUAUGAUGAAGAAGAAAUGAAUAUAUUGAAAGAAAUUGUUUUGAGGAGAGAAAGGGAGAAACAUUUCUUGGAAAAGGAAGUCGAAGCAUAUAGACAGAUGGUUCAUGUAGAAAAUGAUCAAGUUUUUGGUGACAAUAACCAAGAUUUCACCAAUGAUCCUAGCAAGUCUACUAGAUUUAGGAAGAAUGCAAGAUUGUUUGAAGAUGUCGACUUUUCAAAGCAAGACGAGCCUGAGAGAACAAUAGCUAUCGUUGGAGAAGAAGAAAAAGGUUUCGAAAUGAAGGCUGGUGAUACAUCUCAUGAAGCGGAUUCACCUGUGUAUGAUGUUCAUGUGAUUGAUAACGAGCCUAAGUCAACUGAAAAGUCAAGUAGAAGGAAAUUUGACCAGAGCCGGAGUGGUUUAGAGAUGAGUGCUGGGUUACCACCUGUGAGCUCAAAGAGUAGUUUAAGACGAAAUUCCACAUCAGCAUUGGAUAAUGAAAGAACACGACUCGAUACUGAAGUUGAGUGGUUGAGGGAAAGGUUGAGGAUAGUACAAGAUGGGAGAGAAAAACUUAAUUUUUCUAUUGAUAAUCGUGAAAAAGAAAGCUUACAGUUGCAACUGUUGGAGGAUAUUGCACGACAGCUUCAGGAGAUCAGAAUGCUUACUGAACCCCAUACGACCCGACAAGCUUCUCUCCCUCUUGCUUCUGCCAAGGGUUUGACAAAGAAAAGACGUUGUCGAAGUGCAUCUAUAGGUCCACCAACACAAAGUUAUUGAAAUGGCCACCAAUGAAACAGAGGAAGGAUGUCAAAAACAACCUGGUAGUGUUGGUAUAGAGUUUCUAAUUUUGUAUUAUGUUGUGAAUAUUAGAUUCUGCUGCAGUAGCAUGUGUUUUCAGAUAAACCUUACAAAAAGCACAAAUAUUACAUGUUCAGUGUCAA